Molecule: messenger RNA, 1609 nt
Organism: Rhinichthys klamathensis goyatoka
Lineage: Eukaryota; Metazoa; Chordata; Actinopteri; Cypriniformes; Leuciscidae
Gene: foxi3a
Product: forkhead box I3a
Exons: 2
Coding region: 71-1144 (357 amino acids)
Biological process (GO): cell differentiation; anatomical structure morphogenesis; regulation of transcription by RNA polymerase II
Molecular function (GO): DNA-binding transcription factor activity, RNA polymerase II-specific; RNA polymerase II cis-regulatory region sequence-specific DNA binding
Source: RefSeq, a predicted model, not a curated record
AGGCAGCAGAACAGUACAUGGCAUUUUCUCCCAGAACGACAGAACAAACAGAAAAAAAAGGGAGGAAAGCAUGACGUCAUUUGUUCCACAAGCCCUUUCAUCCCAAUUCCACAGCAUGGGACAGGAGUCCCAAGAGUUCAGCCUGUACGGUGACAACUUCUACAGCACUCAGCCUGUCCCUAGUCCACAGCAAACCCUGCCGUCCGCUUACGAUUUCGGAGAAUAUGCCGGACAGACCUCCAACCCUUACCUGUGGUUCAACGGACCUGGGCUCAAUCCGGCUCCCUGUCUCAGCGGAGGGCCUCAGCACUAUGGAAUGCCGAAGUCAUACAUGUCUGCAGGUGGAAUCGGAGGCUCGGACGGCAGCAUCAGCUGGUUCUCCCUGCCGUCCCAAGAAGAUUUGAUGAAACUAGUGAGGCCUCCAUACUCUUACUCAGCACUCAUUGCGAUGGCAAUACAUGGAGCCCCAAGCCGACGUCUCACUCUUAGCCAGAUCUACCAGUAUGUGGCUGACAACUUCCCCUUCUACAACAAGAGCAAAGCCAGCUGGCAGAACUCAAUCCGGCAUAAUCUCUCGCUCAACGACUGCUUCAUGAAAGUGCCCAGAGAUGACACCGAUCCAGGUAAAGGCAACUAUUGGACCCUCGACCCAAACUGUGAGAAGAUGUUUGAUAAUGGCAACUUCCGUCGCAAAAGGAAGAGAAAGUCCGACUUGGCCGAAGAGGAGGGAAAAGGCUAUUCUGGAUCGGACUCUCCUCUGUCAAGUCCUAAAGAGCCCAGCGACACCUCCGAGAGAGGAAACUCUCCAGUCUCUGCAGAUCUGACACCAUGUCUCAAAGGCUUCCUAAGUCAAAUGGGUGAUGUGGCUUCAGGCUCAAGAGAGGCUCUUCUUCCAUCUCCUCUGGCAUUGCCUUUGAGCCAAAGAUCUUCUCCUAAUGGGGCGUAUGGCUCGUACUCACCGAGCGCAACCGUGCCGCAAUGGGAAACCCACAUUCCUCCCCCUGUCGUAUCCAACAUUUCCACUUCGCCUGCUCCAUUCACAGACAGCUAUAAUGACACUUUGCUCAACCAGUACACUAGCCAGCUCUAUCCCGUGCUGGGCUCCUCUGACUUGCUGUAUCCACGGGAGGGAACAGAGGUGUAGCUCGGGUCAUAUAGCACCAUCAUGUAUGAACUGUGGCUACAGGCACUUGAAGGAGCGGUCGGCCCGCAUCGUGAGCCAAGUUCCCACCGCAGUGCCUGAUUCAGCAGGUCCGAGUGGACACGGAGGAGAUUCCCUCUAUCAGACAGUUUGUGUGAACGCUCUCAAACGCUCUUCUCAGACUCACGUGCUGACAUCAUCUAAAUCAUGUUGUAGCUGAAAGACAACAGUAAUCGCCCCAGGCGAACUGCUCCCAGUCCCGUUUUUUGUGUUGUGGUUUUUGUUUUGUUUUUGCAACAGAUUUCAAUCCUGUAACAUUGAAGGCUGGAACAUGCAAAAAUGCACUGACUUUUGUCACAAAUAUGAAUUUGUUCAUUGUUCAAUAUUUUUUAUUUGUAUUGUUUGCUUUAUAUAAUUUGUGAUUGUAAUAUAUAUUGUAUUUGCCAAAAUAAACAUGCAUAUUCGCAA